Molecule: messenger RNA, 3919 nt
Organism: Zootermopsis nevadensis
Lineage: Eukaryota; Metazoa; Arthropoda; Insecta; Blattodea; Termopsidae
Source: RefSeq, a predicted model, not a curated record
GUAAAGGGUACCAGAAAAUGUACAGACGUUGUUAAACCGGAAAAGAAGAAUAAAUUAAUUUUUGUCCAUGUGCUUACUAUAGAUACGAUGCUUUGUUCUGGUGGAACAGCUUAUAUGUGGGUCUAGAAAAAUGUUAUUGUCCUUAAUAUUGUGAGUGAGAAGUAAUUGCAUCCCGUUAGAAAAUUGCAAAAGCUUUCAGCUCUGGAUAAAUCCAUACAGAUGUCAAUAGUGUACCAAGAGUGAUAAAACAAUGGCAUAAUUAGUUUAUUAAAGUAAUUAUUACAUUUUGCUUAAAUGACAUUUUAGAUCACCUACUUCAUAUCUGCUGCAAUGUUGCAAUCUUGUCCAAACUUUGGUAUUUAGUAAGUAUUUCAACUGGCAUAUAGAAAUAUUAAAAUGGGGCAUUUACAGUCGUUCCAACCAGUGUUACUACCAAAAUUUUGCCCAGUGACAAUCCUGUUGAUGUUGAAUUAUCCAUGUCAUGUAUAAUUGCAGAGUGUGUGUGUCCAAUAUUAUCAGUGGUAGUUCGGUAUCAGUGUACUUUUGCGACUAUGGAGAUUUGUCAAUUCUGCCACUAGAUAAGCUGCAGCCCUUAACCAGCCAGUUCAAAGAGCUGCCCUACCAAGCCAUCAAAGCGAAGCUCGCAGGCAUCCAACCUAAACAUAGUGAUUGGUCUAUUGAAGACUGCGACAUGUUUCAAGAACUUGUAGUGGAGCGUGAAUUUGUAUCUGUCAUAAUGGAAACGAGCCCAGAUCUUUUGAAUCCAACCGAUAUGGUCAUAGGAUUAAAACUCAUUGAUACAUCAGGGAAAGAUGAUAUUUGCAUAGAUGAGUUGCUAAUCAGUCAAGACAGAGCUAUUAGGACCAUGUGAUAAUUUUAUAUCAUGCCAAAUUAUGUAUCCUAAUCCUUCUUAAUUAUGCCAUCUGUGCUUUGCCAGAGGGGUAGUAUUUUCGCCUUAGGACUCCAUAUAUACCGAAAGAUGGUUUAAUUAAUAUUAGUGCUGUGUAUUAAUGUGUUAUGAAAUCAAAAGUAAGUCUGUUAACUUUGUUUGCAUAGAGGAGUGUUUUGUAUGUUUGAUCUGACUUAGUUAUAGAUGUUAAAUAGCAUUACCAUGUUCCUGAAGUUUGAAGUGUACUUCAGGAUGAAGUAUGGCAUUGUACCUGCUGAAAGUUAUUUUUCUUCUUUUAAAAGAAGAGAGAAAGAUAUGUGAAUUUAACUCUGUAAAUGUAUGGAUUAUCUGAUAUGUGGAGUAGUUAGGUUCGAAGCAUAAAUUUCUGCCAAAGUUUGUCACAGUUGUAAGAUUUGAGGUUCUCACAGUGGUGAGUAUGAAGAUUUCUGUCUUCUGGGUUGUUGCGCUGUGUAGUCCGUCAUCAGGGCGAUGAAUCGCCCUGAUGACGGAGACAGUACAACCUCUGAAACGUUGGUAAACAUCUACCGGACUACACGGCGCAACAACCCAGAAGACAGAAAUCUUCAUUUGUCACAGUUGAAAAUUCCAGCUUCUUCUCAUACUCGGUGUAUGCCGAAUGCAUCAACAGCUGCUGUUCCAGUAAGUAUGUCAACUCACAAUCGUUUGGUCUCUAGUUAUUUUAAAAUAACUUUCUAAUUUAUUUGUUGUUACAACUUGUUAUUUAUGUUGAGAAAUACGUGUGUAUGUAAGAUAAUGAACUUAAGUUGUAUUUUGGUAAGUAGCGAGAUAAUUUGUUUUAAAAUAAGUCACAUAUUAAAAAUCUAAAUAUUUACAAACUGUACUGGAACAAAAUACUAUGAGCUAAUUUGUUUUAUUAUUUACAUAUCUUACAACACAAUUAUACAGUUUUUUUCCCCCCCAGAAUAAAGCUUUUUUAAAUAUUGAUCUGAAUCUAAUUGGUUUUGUUGUUGAUAUAGGCUUUCAGUAAUGAAUAAUUAUGUAAUGUAGUAAUCUAUUUCAUUCAUAGAUUUCCACUAUCUAGAUGGUGUUUGCUGUAACGUCAAAAUUUUACCCUGUCACUAAGUACAUAAUUUAACUUUCAUUGAGAAUUUGGCCUUUUAUCUGUCACCACAUUCCUAGCUGCAGUGUCUCUUUAGGUAUCACUACUGUGAUGUGUAACACUAAAUGUAGUUUUUGCGUGAUUUCCGUCUCAUUAUUUUGCAUUCCACAAAAAAUUACAUAAGGUGUUGGGAUACGUAUUAUUGGUGAUCUGUCAUGAUUCAGGAUUUUGGGGUCUUUGUUGCAACUGCCCCAAGAAUUCACAAUCGGUGUUAAUGAUGGCAGGAGAUUAAAAGUAUAAAAGUGGAAUGGGUUACACUUUAUACCAAGUUUAAUAAAAAUUAGUUCAGGCAUUAUUGGUAGACACACAUGGCCAUGAAAUUGUGUGGUGAGAUUUCAGGUUCUCACAACAAUGUAUAUAAAUGACUUAUGUGGGAUGUUGUGGGCUGUAGUUUUAUUAAUAGAUUAUUACUAAGAAAGUGAAAUGUGGGUAGGUGAUUCUGAAUGUGUGCGUGCAUGUGCGCUCGUGCGUACGCUCCUACAUACGUAUGUACAAGUAUAUUUAUAUGUAUUUUGAACAAAAGAAUUUGACCUUUGAAGUAUGGGGAAAGGAAAUGCCAUGUUUUAAAAAUGGUGAAAAAGCUACUAAUAUGUCUGCACCUUGAUCAUAUUUUUUUUUAAUUUGAAGUUGUUUUCAGUAUAUUCUUUUUAUUUUAGUGAAAAGUAAAAUGAAUACAAUUUAAACUAAGUUUAUUAUUAUUAUUUUAAUGUAUAUUAUUCUGUUGUUUUUAUUACUACAUUUCCAGUUCUAUUUAUUUAAUGUUUUGUGUUAUGUGAUUGUGUUACAUACGUACUGUCACGUGUUGCAAAAAAGAUUCCCAAUUGUGUUUAUUUCUGAAUAUAUGUAAUCUAAAACUGCCUUUGCCCUGAGACCAACCGAGUGUCGGACAGAGAUGAAAUAUACAGGUGAAGGAACCAAGUCACGUUUAGGCAUUUGUCAAGCUUGUGGAUAUUCCGUUACCUUCAUAUACUGCCAUGGUUACAGUUUAUAAGGAUGCAUAUGCAAAAGUUUAGUUUUGGUUAUUAGUGUGUUACUGGGCCUCAAAACAGGUCUCCAAACAAAGGAGUGGAUCUGUUUAACCCUUGUCAUAUGAGAAUAUGGGAUUUAAAUCCCUGUACUAUGGGACUGCUGGACAUUUACUCCAAGGGUAACAAUUUAAUGAUACGUUAGUGUGACGCACGGCCAGCUGGUACACAGUAAGUAAAGGUUAAAUAAAUAGGCUCUACUUUACUUCAUUCAGUCUUUGUCUUCAGUUUCUGAAAGAUAAGUCCAUUUUUUGUUUAUAUACAAGGCAUUCAGCAAAACAUUUUCGAUGCACAGUAUAUUUGUAAUUUUUUAGGGUACUCAUGUUCUUAAGUUGCAUCUUAAUGUUAUUGUACCAGCUCUUCAGUUUUCGCAAUAGAUUUCUCUACAAAAAUUUUGUAUGCAUUACUUAUCUGCCAGUUAUCCUGUUCAUGUGCUAAUCCCACCGUAGUUUUCUGUAUAAAUUUAUCCUAACAGUACUAGACCUAUAAAAGGGGAAAACUUUCUCGUGUAAGAUUAUGUAUUUUUCGCUUUAUCAUACUUUGAUCUAAUUAUUUUUGACAUAUACCAAAGAGCCGGAAAAAUUGUUUGGAACAGAUGAGGUGAUAACAGCUAUUGAAAGAGUUAAUAUCUUCUAUUACAGUUCCAAAUGUUGACAGUGAAGUAAAGAGAGUACAGAAUUUAAGAACUUUUUUUAGUUUUUGCUUUGUGCUCAUGGGUUAAGAAGAGAAUUCAUUUUUCAGCUUGAUAAGUCUUUGCAAUUUUUUAUUUUUGCAUGUGGAUGAAUCAAGUGUUAUUUGUUUGAGUUCUGUAAUUGAUAUAACUAUGGUCAUAUGAAAGAAGGAAUUAUUAGAGCAAUAUUUUUA